Mizuhopecten yessoensis (Yesso scallop) is the source of this 1272-nucleotide messenger RNA. Its product is annotated as probable G-protein coupled receptor No18. Gene Ontology annotation, molecular function: G protein-coupled peptide receptor activity. Lineage: Eukaryota; Metazoa; Mollusca; Bivalvia; Pectinida; Pectinidae. Gene Ontology annotation, cellular component: membrane. The transcript has a single exon. Gene Ontology annotation, biological process: neuropeptide signaling pathway. The coding region runs from base 1 to 1272 and encodes 423 amino acids. The record is from RefSeq and is a predicted model, not a curated record.
AUGGGUGAAGAUCGACCUUUGGUGAACUUCACAGACUACACGAUCAGAUCAAUAGAGCAACAUCAGGACUAUCCCGCCAUACUGGUGGUCAUGUGCCUUUUGAGUAUUUUCAGUGUAGCAGGAACUGUUGGAAACGCCUUCGUUAUAUAUGUAUUCUCUAAACAGCGUGAUAAGCCCACCUCUACCAUGUUUAUCAUCACCUUGGCUGCUACCGACUUCUUCACGUGUCUCUGUAUCGUUCCUCACACGAUGGUAUGGGAAUACCUCAGUAAGCGCAUGCAGUAUGACGCCAUUUGUAAAAUAUACAAUUUUCUAAUCACAUCAAACGUUCCGUUUUCUUUCUUCAUCAUGGUAGCUAUUGCCUUUGACCGAUAUUUUAAAAUUUGCCGACCUUGGACACAUGCAAUGGAUCCUCCAGUAGCGAAACGUGUCAUCGUUGGUUUAUUAAUAUUCGCGUUGUCCCUUGGUAUCAUACCAUCGUUUUCCUAUGGAAUUUACGAACGAAAAGAUUCAGUUAACACUACGCUGGAGGUGGUUGACGUUUCCGAAUAUUCCGCAGUAAGCGGUGAUAUUUCAAUGACAACUACGCCUUUAGUAAAUUACUCAUCAUAUGACUCUUCAAAUAGAGAUAAAUUAUCAAACGCAACAGGCAAACCACUUGCAUACUAUUAUGGGAUGUGUGUGGUAUCAGAACGCUACUUUAGUAUUGAAGUAAGAAUGUUUUACCAGAAAAUAUACGCUUCGUUGUUCCUGAUCGCUUCCAUACUGGUUGCGAUUCUCUAUGGGUUGAUUUUCAAAUCAUUGAUGACACGACGAGCUAGGAAAUUAAAAAACUCAAUGUCGAACGGAAACACCUGUAAAUCGCAGGUCAAUCAAACGUCUACCGCCAGUCAGACGUGUAUCAGUAGCUCCCGGUUUGUCACCAAUGAAGAACAGAAGGCGACAGGUGACACGUCAAACGAAUCGCUCAUGCCUCGUAAACCUCCGCUACAGUCAAACAAGGACAGGGAACGAGAGAAGAUAAAGACCGUUCGGGAGAAACAAAGAAUAGCAAAUAUUAAGACAGCUGGAAUUCUCUUCAUUGUCACAGCUGUUUUUAUUGCGGCGUUUUUGCCGGCAUGGUUAAUGGCUGUGCGUAUGAUACCGGCCAACAUGAUUCUCUUCUACAUGUACUUUAGCUACAAUGUGGCCAAUCCAAUCAUUUAUGCUUUUUUCAAUCGUGCAUUUAGAGCGGAGAUGAAGAAUGUUAUACACUGUAAAAAAUCUUAUUAA